AUGUCCUCUCCCCACUCUGGGCUGUCCAGUCCAUGUCCUCUCCCCACUCUGGGCUGUCCAGUCCAUGUCCUCUCCCCACUCUGGGCUGUCCAGUCCAUGUCCUCUCCCCACUCUGGGCUGUCCAGUCCAUGUCCAGUCCCCACUCUGGGCUGUCCAGUUCAUGUCCUCUCCCCACUCUGGGCUGUCCAGUCCAUGUCCUCUCCCCACUCUGGGAUGUCCAGUCCAUGUCCUCUCCCCACUCUGGGCUGUCCAGUCCAUGUCCUCUCCCCACUCUGGGAUGUCCAGUCCAUGUCCUCUCCCCACUCUGGGCUGUCCAGUCCAUGUCCUCUCCCCACUCUGGGCUGUCCAGUCCAUGUCCUCUCCCCACUCUGGGAUGUCCAGUCCAUGUCCUCUCCCCACUCUGGGCUGUCCAGUUCAUGUCCUCUCCCCACUCUGGGCUGUCCAGUCCAUGUCCAGUCCCCACUCUGGGCUGUCCAGUCCAUGUCCUCUCCCCACUCUGGGAUGUCCAGUCUUUGUUCAGCCAAGUCCGCUCAUUGUAACUAG
Knipowitschia caucasica is the source of this 543-nucleotide messenger RNA. The record is from the annotation of a GenBank genome assembly. Lineage: Eukaryota; Metazoa; Chordata; Actinopteri; Gobiiformes; Gobiidae.